Trichoderma citrinoviride is the source of this 1841-nucleotide messenger RNA. Its product is annotated as MFS general substrate transporter. Gene Ontology annotation, molecular function: transmembrane transporter activity. Bases 102 to 1841 code for a protein of 579 amino acids. The transcript has 3 exons. Gene Ontology annotation, biological process: transmembrane transport. The record is from RefSeq and is a predicted model, not a curated record. NCBI's taxonomy places the organism in Eukaryota, Fungi, Ascomycota, Sordariomycetes, Hypocreales, Hypocreaceae.
CCUCUGGUCCGCAGCUGGACUCCGAUUGAGUCUGUGAACAACGGCUUGCCACCUUGUGACAGCUUCAAUCUUUGGAAGAGUCAAAAGUUGAAGUUCUCAACAUGGAGGCAUAUCGCCAAUAUACCUCCCUAGGCAAACGCCUAGAAGCACAGCUUCAACGAAACCGAAGUCGACCACACACGACGACCACCACCACCGACAACAACAACAACAACAACAACACCACCCAACCUCCUCACACAAAUCAGGCAGCCCCCAAUGACAUAGAAGCAUCAUCACCAUCAUCGCCAAACACAACCGACCUCGAAGACGACUCCCCGCCGCUCGACCAUUCCCUCAGCAGAAUCGGCACGAACCUGGCCGUCGCCCUCACCGGCAUCGUGCAUAAACAGCACCCCUCCUCGACGGAUGGCGGUAAAGUCUUCGUCGUCGGCUUCGAGGGGCCCAACGAUCCACUGAGUCCGCGCAACUGGUCGCUGACGAAAAGGAUGCUGUGUACGCUCAACGUCGGCAUCAUUGCGCUGGUGGUGGGAAUGGCGGCGUCGAUCGACUCGGCGGUGAUUCAGAGGGCGGCGGAGGAUUUUGGAGUCAGCGAGGUGGCCGAGGCUCUUGCGACUGGGCUGUUCCUUGCUGGCUUCGGCUUCGGCGCCCUGAUUGCUGGCCCGCUGUCGGAGACGGUCGGGCGGAACCCCGUCUACUUUUCCUCGCUGGCGAUAUACAUGCUCUUCCUCAUGGGGGCUGGACUGUCCAAGUCGCUGGCGGGACAGCUCGUGUGCCGCUUCUUUGCGGGAUUAUUUGGCGAGUCGCCGCUGUCGACUGUCGGCGGUUCGAUUAGCGAUCUGUGGAAUCCCACGGAUCGCCUGGUUGCGUUCCCCAUGUUUGCAACUGCUGGAUUGAUGGGACCGGUCAUGGGACCCAUCGUUGGCGGCUGGAUCUCUCAAGCACACGACAUCUCGUGGCGCUGGACCGAAUGGGUCACCAUCAUCGUAUCCGGCACGCUUCUCAUCUCGCUGCUCCUCUUCCAGCCCGAAACCUACGAGCCCAUCCUCCUGCAGUGGAAGGCGAGUCACCUCCGUCGUUUGACCGGUGACAGCCGCUACGUAUCUGCCGCAGAGAUCGAGCACGUCACGUUCCGCGCUCGCAUGAUGACCGCCGUCAAGCGGCCCUUCAUCAUGGCCAUCCAGGAGCCCACCAUCAUGCUGUGGACAGGCUACCUGACCGUCGUCUACCUGAUGCUCUUCGGCUUCCUCGACGGCUACACGUUCGUCUUCCAAGAGACGUACGGCCUCUCGGACGGCAUCACCGGCACCAUCUUCGUCGGCAUCGGCGUCGGCCUCGUCCUCUCCUCCGCCCUCCUCACCCCGCUCCUCUUCCGCUGGGCCAAGCAGGAGAUGGCCAAGCUCCAGAGCGCCGACGAGCCCGCCGCCCGCAUCCCGCCCGAGUUCUUCCUCUGGUACGCCCUCAUCGGCGCCCCCGCCAUCCCCGUCUCCUUCUUCUGGAUGGGCUGGACGGCCUACCCGCACGUCAGCAUCUGGUCCCCCAUCGUCGCUUCCGUGCUGUUUGGCUUCGGCAUGUUUUCCGUCUUCGUCUCGACGUACAUGUAUCUCAUUGAUACGUACGAGGUGUAUGCCGCGAGCGCGCUGACGAUGAUUACGCUGGUGCGGUAUGUUGCCUCGGGGGGCAUGAUUGAGAUUUCGAUUCCGAUGUAUAAGAAUUUGGGGAUCCAUUGGGCCUUGACCAUGUUAGGGCUUAUUGCGCUGGUGUUUACGGCGGUGCCGUAUGCGUUUUUCAAGUUUGGGCCUUGGAUUCGGUCAAAGAGUCGGUUUGCGAAGCCGAAAUAG